UCUCCUCCUCUUCCUUCUCCUUGAUCCUUCUUCCUUCUCGAGGAAGCCUGUUCCUGGCGACUAGGGCGAGGAGAAAAGGAGUUCUACAUCUACCACUUCUGGUCCGUAUAGUUUUCGUUCUCUAUCCUCCAAGGGGAAAUGAGCAGCCUCUCUUUGCACAACUAAAUUUCAUCUAGAUUCUCGUGUUCUCGCAACCAACUUCUCUCGACGUCGUACGGUUAGCCUCCAACGAUCUCCUUGAAUAGCGCUUUGCCAUUCGUAAAUAGCUUUAAGAUUCUACUACGAUGUUAAUUUUGUUAUGUGAGUCGGCCUCGGUGUGUGGAUGGCUGAGUUAUGAUCUGGACAAUUAUUCGGGUUUGUUUUUGUUUUCCGUGAGAAUCUGUAGUCAAGUCGAUUCAUAGCCUAUGUAGGUUUGCAUCCUGUAGACGGACAAAAGCCUCAUUGUAGUUCUUCUCUUCUGCUUAUUUGUUUUGCCCUGGUCCCCUAGGGUUUUGGAUGUUAAAGUCAUUUGUUUGCAUCAUACUGUAUUCUCUUUAUCGAAAAAAAUCAUACUGUAUUCUCGUUGCUGAUGGAAAAUCGUAUUGGGAUGUAACCACGUAUAUUCUUCGUAAAGGAGGUUAUUCUGAUUUUCCAAAUGCGCCAUCUAUUCUCGGAACUCGCAUUAGCAUUUUUUAUCUAAGCACUUUAUUUGAGAUCACUGUUAAUAUCUAUAUAUACACGAAAAAUAGAAUAAAUUUCAUCCCAAAAGUAGAUUUACAGGAAACACAACUGAUAUCUUUUCAUAAGAAAGAAAAAUCAGUGAGUUAAUACGCAUGUCUAGCAAGCAAAUUAUGAUGGGAAAGUAACCCUAGUCCAUAAGUGUUGUGGGUAUACUUCAUGGGUGUACCAUCGAAAGUGCCUAGAUCCGGCAAGCCCGGGUGGCUCACAGACGGUGAUGUGGCAUGUGGCCCAUCGGGCGGCCCAGUUGCUAUUGAUCAUGAAGGAUGAAGUCCAGCCCAGGAUCAGUAAGCCGGAUCCUAACCGACCUUCGGAGGAAGCCGGAUCCGUGGAGGCCCAUCAGGAACCCGGAUCCAGUACGACGUAGAUGGAAGGCGGAUCCUUGACGUACACGGCAAGACAUUGUACUGUAGUUAGGCAACCCGUAAUCCGGCUAGGACUCUCCAUGUAAACCCUAGAUCCGUGCGCCUUUAUACGCCGGAUCCCGGGAGCCCUAGAGGCACAACCACAACUCAUUGUAACAACGCGAAAGCGCCCAAGCAGCAGUAGGCCUGUCAUCGUGCAGGUGUUCCGAAGCUGGGUAAAUCGCGUACCACCGUCCCGUGUGCACUCCGCCCUAUGGCCCCUACUUCUUCUCCCCCUCGUGAGGAUCCCUCCUCCGAGAUACCGUCGAAUAGGCAACGACAAUAAGGUUCCACGCUUUCAGAUUAAUGGUAAAAAAGUAAUAUUGGGCAAUCUUAAGCUUCUCCAUUUGUGGGAUUAACACACAUCAAUGCAAUAGAUUGGUCACUGUAUUUCCUCUCUCUCACAAUCCUCUAAAAACUUGUAAUGGAUCCGGAUGUAUUCCCAGGCUUUUUGAUUAUAAAGUUGUUCAGGCCGGCGACCCGGUCAAAAACAAAUAUUGGUCACUAUUUCUCUUUUCUCUCAAAGCUAACGUGCAGCUUCAGGUAUAUGUAGCAUACGCUUGAAGCAAUCAAGGCCAAAAUGGGUUCAGCUGAGGAUGAAUUCACCCCACUUUCUCAGUUAACCGAUGAAACGGGAAAAUGUAAAGUUCGGGUGCGCAUAUCACGGAUAUGGGAAUCCUUCAAUCCAAAAUAUAACAUUUUUUUGGGUCUCGACAGCCUUCUGAUCGAUGAUCAGGGUGAAACUAUGCAGGCCCGUGUGCUUCCCAAUGAUAUCAAACUUUUUGAAGAGCGGCUAGUUGAGGGGAAGGUCUAUGCCUUAUCGAAUUUUACAGUUGAGGAGACGGACAUGAGCUGUAGCAAUGAGUGGAUUAUGUAUUUUAGAGAGCAGACGGUGGUCAAUGAGAUAGAAGGAGAUAUUGAUUCGAUACCCCUCCACAGUUUUGAGUUCGUUAAUUUCAAGGAUCUCCGUUCCAGGCGCGACAACAAUAGCUUAAUGACAGAUGUUCUGGGCCACAUAGUACAUGUUGGGAAGCUACAGAAGUUCAAGAAAAAAUCCCGCCAUAUACAAACCUGCGAUGCAACAAUUCGAAAUUUGAGCGGAAGGGAACUGAAUGUCACACUGUUUGGAGAUAUCGCUUGCGGUUUUGCUGAGGAUAUACUCGAAAAAGGCCUAGAAGCCUCAGUUGUUGCUGUCUUUGCAGGGAUGCGCGUUGAUUCCUAUAACUCACAUUUAGUUUGCUCUACAGCAUCGUCAAAGUACUAUCUAGAUUUGGAUAUACCAGAGGUGCGAGACUUCUGUGUGAAUUUGCGCAUUCAGCAAGCAAACCCUGUUCCUAAAAAAAGUGAAGCUCAGAAGUUAGCCGAGAGUUGGCGAACUAUCGAACAACUAAAAGGCCUCGAUCGAGAGGAGUAUGACGAUGAUACCAAGUUCUUGUGCAGAGUCUCCCUGAUUGAUAUUGAUUGCACCAGUGGUUGGUGUUAUCCUGGAUGCGAAUUCUGCGAUAAGUCACUGGGCAAAAAAUACAGGUGCAGCCGAUGUGGCCCGGUUAAGAAGCCAAUUCAAAUGUACAAGCUGAAGGCAAAGGUGCGAGAUAAUACCGGCAUAAUGAACUUGAUGAUCUUCUGUGAGGUGGCGGAGAAGCUGGUCGGUGUCUCUGCGGAGAAGCUCGUUGAUGAGAUCAAGGAGGAUGAUGACUGGUACACCCUGCCAAAAACAAUCGCGGAUCUUCUUGGCUCGACCCACACCUUCCAAGUAUUUGACAAGUACGGUAAUGGGAGCUUCUCGGUGUGGUGGAUCAUGGAUCAUGUCAGCGUACCAGUCGCUGUUGCCACCACUGGGCGAUGCACGGUGGAGCCUGUCCUUGAGGACAGUGUUAACAUGGCGAAUCCUACUCCAACCAUGACUCAACGCAGAGUGGAUCAUGUUCGUGUGGGCAGAGUUACCACCGCAGAAGCAAGGCCGAAAUCCACUAGACUCCGGAUGCCGAAUAAGCGUCUGAGAGGUGACGACUGGAUCAACUAACGGAUUGUGCCAUUCUGCGACUGUUUAAGUGUAUCCAGGCUAAUGCAUCCUCUAGGAUUAGGCAAUGGGUCCUUGUGUUUCUCUUUCUUCUACCCUGGAAGGCUGGAACAGCCCUGCUGUGAUUCGAUCUAGUUUAAGUGCUGGGUAACAGACCUUUGAACACAGUUUGCUUUAUCAUUGUUAUAGAAGAACUUCUCUCCAA
Molecule: messenger RNA, 3346 nt
Organism: Lolium perenne
Lineage: Eukaryota; Viridiplantae; Streptophyta; Magnoliopsida; Poales; Poaceae
Product: replication protein A 70 kDa DNA-binding subunit C
Source: RefSeq, a predicted model, not a curated record